ACUUCCAGCUCAUUAAUACGAACCUCUUUGCAUUUGUUAGAAGAUUUACCAGCCGCCCGUGAUAUAGUGUUUAAAUACUUCUCUUUGGUGGCUGAGGUAGCAGUGCGAGGUUAUUGCGUUGCUGAGCAACAGACAAGCAUGACAUCAAAAAAUAGCAAUAAUCAAACGGCCCAAAGUCCAGGCGCUCAAGAAGAUCCAUGCUUUGAAGUAAUACAACAAGCUUUGGAAAAUAUAGUCAAUAAAGUGUCAGGAGCUUGGGGCGUGGUCGUCGCAUCAUGGUGCUUAGAUUUGGUCGGCAAUCUAUCGGAUAAAUACACUAAACGGAAAAUGUCUAUCGGAGUAGCUUGCAACUACUGGCUAAGCUGUGGCACAAUGCGUGGCUUGUUGACUUUAAUUAGCAUCUGUUUUCGUAAACUAACUAACUUGGAAGCAGAAUCUUGCGUGGAAACUUUGUUAAAUGCCUACCAGCGUUACUCCUUAACCUUUGAUUGGGUUGUAGCACGUUUAGGUGGUUGCUUCCCAUUAAAAAUUAUUUCACAAAUUCUACAAUGCAGUUUGAAACGUUUUGCAGAUGAUUUUCAUUGCCGUUUCGAGUCAGAAGUCGGUAUUUUAGAAUAUCUGUGCUUCGCUCACGAACAAGUUCUACGAGUCGUUGUCAAAGAACUGUUACAAGAAGGUUUCCAUCCCAAAAAGAAUUUAGAUACUUUGAUUAUACCAUUUCUUUUUGUAUUCGGUAAUUAUUCCGAUGUCUUACUACGGAAUAUGAUUAGCGUCUUUUUGGAUAUGUAUAACAACGAGUUAUCUCCGAAGCCACAAAUCCGAUGUAAAAUCUGAAUAUCAGCAAAUGCUCGUGUUAAUGGCACAAAAACAAGCGGACGAAAGUUGUAUGCCCACUUGUCUGGUAAGAUAACUUAUAGAAGUUUUAUCAAAUUUGAACUUUCCACCCUAUGUGCCUAUAACAAUGAAUUAUAAAAUUGCACUGACAAAUGUAAAACGUCUAGCAAAAGCCAAAUCAUUUCAAUGGAGAACAUAGUUUAAGUUUCAAGAAUAACCGAAGGAAUAGCAACCGAUAUAGUCGUUACUUAGCUCUAUAAAAGCCACCGCAAAUAUAAAUUUACACCAACUAUAAAAAAUCAAGAGUCUUUUUUUUACAAUCAAAUGCAGACAAUCGAUAUAUUAUAAAAGAUCUGAUCCAAGAAAUUAAACGCGGUAAGCGAGCAAAUUCAAGAAUGCUUGAAAGCUUGAAAAUAUGUUUUA
This is a messenger RNA of Glossina fuscipes, 1257 nucleotides long. RefSeq names its product integrator complex subunit 5-like. The transcript is spliced from 3 exons. The record is from RefSeq and is a predicted model, not a curated record. Lineage: Eukaryota; Metazoa; Arthropoda; Insecta; Diptera; Glossinidae. Gene Ontology annotation, biological process: snRNA 3'-end processing. Gene Ontology annotation, cellular component: integrator complex. Bases 139 to 834 code for a protein of 231 amino acids.